Molecule: messenger RNA, 1994 nt
Organism: Calliphora vicina (urban bluebottle blowfly)
Lineage: Eukaryota; Metazoa; Arthropoda; Insecta; Diptera; Calliphoridae
Gene: SerT
Product: Serotonin transporter
Exons: 8
Coding region: 47-1954 (635 amino acids)
Biological process (GO): sodium ion transmembrane transport; serotonin uptake
Cellular component (GO): neuron projection; plasma membrane
Molecular function (GO): serotonin:sodium:chloride symporter activity; serotonin binding
Source: RefSeq, a predicted model, not a curated record
UCAAUAUUCAUAUUGAAGUCAUCGUUGGGUGUGAGGUAUUGUAAAGAUGGAGCGCACGAAAAGAAAUAAUAGCAGUAGUUGUGAAUUUGCAAAUAAUUUAGCCACAAAUGCAUCGUCGACAACAAUAACCGGCAACAAUAGUACAACAACUCCUUGGAGCAAUAACAAAGAAUCGCCACCGAACGAAGAAGACUCUAACGAAGAUGAUACAGAUAAUGCAACACCGGCCAAAGUCACAGAUCCCUUAGCACCAAAAUUCACAAAUAACGAGCGUGCAUUAGUUGUCGCAGUGACGGAGAGGCGUCGCGAAACCUGGGGUCAAAAAGCUGAAUUCCUGUUGGCUGUCAUUGGCUUUGCUGUCGAUUUGGGCAAUGUGUGGCGUUUUCCCUACAUCUGCUAUCAGAAUGGCGGUGGAGCAUUUCUAAUACCAUACUGUAUUAUGUUGGUAUUCGGUGGACUGCCAUUGUUCUAUAUGGAAUUGGCACUGGGGCAAUUUCAUCGUUGUGGCUGCUUAAGUAUUUGGAAACGUAUAUGUCCAGCAUUGAAAGGUGUUGGAUAUGCAAUAUGUCUAAUAGACGUUUACAUGGGCAUGUAUUAUAACACAAUUAUAGGAUGGGCUGUUUAUUAUCUGUUUGCCUCGUUCACUUCCAAAUUGCCAUGGACAUCAUGUGAUAAUCCAUGGAACACGGAUACCUGUAUGCCGGUAACAAAUGCCAAUUUUAACGCUAAUCAAACGACACCGGCUAAAGAGUUUUUCGAACGCAAAGUAUUGGAGCAAUAUAAAUCAAAUGGUCUGGAUUUAAUGGGUCCUGUUAAGCCAACAUUAGCUUUAUGUGUUUUUGGUGUAUUUGUUUUGGUUUAUUUCUCUCUGUGGAAGGGUGUACGUUCGGCCGGGAAAGUGGUGUGGGUUACCGCUUUGGCACCUUAUGUUGUGCUCAUUAUUUUACUGAUACGUGGUGUAUCGUUGCCUGGCGCCGAUGAGGGUAUUAAAUACUAUUUAACACCGGAAUGGCACAAAUUGAAAAAUUCAAAGGUUUGGAUAGAUGCUGCCUCACAAAUAUUCUUUUCAUUGGGCCCUGGUUUUGGCACACUUCUGGCUUUAUCUAGUUAUAAUAAAUUUCAUAAUAAUUGUUACCGCGAUGCUUUAAUUACCAGCAGUAUUAAUUGUUUAACCAGUUUUUUGGCUGGCUUUGUUAUAUUUUCAGUAUUGGGUUAUAUGGCUCAUGUGCAAAAAACCACCAUAGAUCGUGUAGGUCUUGAAGGACCGGGUCUUGUCUUCAUAGUGUAUCCGGAAGCUAUAGCAACCAUGAGUGGUUCAGUAUUUUGGUCUAUAAUUUUCUUUUUAAUGUUGAUAACAUUGGGUUUGGACAGUACAUUUGGUGGCUUGGAGGCUAUGAUAACGGCGCUGUGUGAUGAAUAUCCUCGCAGUAUUGGACGACGAAGAGAAUUAUUUGUAUUAUUAUUAUUGGCCGGCAUUUAUUUGUGUGCUCUGCCUACAAUGACUUAUGGUGGUGUAUACUUAGUGAACUUCUUGAACGUUUACGGACCUGGUUUGGCUAUACUCUUUGUGGUAUUUGUCGAGGCGGCCGGUGUAUUUUGGUUCUAUGGUGUCGAUCGCUUUUCAGCCGAUGUAGAACAAAUGUUGGGCAAACGGCCCGGACUCUUUUGGCGAAUAUGUUGGACGUAUAUAAGUCCUGUAUUUUUACUGGCCAUAUUCAUAUUUUCAUUUUUGGGUUAUGAAGACAUGUUGGGCGAAGAAUAUAAAUAUCCCGAUUGGAGUAUUAAAGUCGGUUGGGCCGUGACCUGUUCAUCGGUGUUGUGCAUACCCAUGUAUAUUAUCUAUAAAUUUUGUUUCGCCUCAAGUGGUAAUUGUCGUGAGCGUUACAAUGAAGCAUUUAAACCGGAAACGAAUUGUAAUUCCGCUAUUCCCGGACAACAGGGCACCAAUGUGUGACAUGGUGUGGGAAAGAUCAAACAAUAUAAUAAUAAAAAGU